Molecule: messenger RNA, 1410 nt
Organism: Oncorhynchus mykiss (rainbow trout)
Lineage: Eukaryota; Metazoa; Chordata; Actinopteri; Salmoniformes; Salmonidae
Gene: nup42
Product: nucleoporin 42
Molecular function (GO): metal ion binding
Source: RefSeq, a predicted model, not a curated record
CCGACGUCAUAGCCCUGCGACAUUUUCAAAAUGGCGUAAUCUGAACGAAAACAAUGUGGUGAUGAAAACUAUAGUGGGAAACGAGAGGAUUUUGUUUCAUUCACCGCACCGACAACUUUAAAUCCAGCGACACUAUGCCGGUGUGCAACUUUUGGAUGCAAGGCCGGUGUCGAUAUGGCGACAAGUGUUGGAAUGAGCACCCAAAAGCAGGCGGUGGCGGCUACGGUGGAGAGUACAACAGCCGCCCCCCUCAACAGUCCAACAGAGGCGGGGGAGGAGGGUUUGGGAACAGAGUGUGGGUGAACCCAGCUCAGAGGUCUGGAGGAGGAAACUACGUCCAGCCGUCAUCCUUCUCUUCCCAGCAGGGUGGCAACAACUGGGGUCCAGGAGGAGGAGGAGGAGGAAGGGACAGCCAAGCCCAGAGCUCUAACUUCAGUUUCGCAGCCUCCUCUCCAAACCAAAACAGAUUUUCUGCCUUAAACACUCAAAGCAGCUUCGACAAAGGUGGGAGAGGAGAAGGGGAAGACAAUGAAAAACACUUGGAAACCAUCCAGAAAGAUAUGGAGAUCUGGGAGACUUCAGGCCAGUGGCUUUUCUCCUGUUACUCUGUCCUCAAAGCAACCAUCUCAGGGUUCACAGAGCUCUCUCCAGAGGAGCUGAGACUGGAGUACUACAACACCAAGCCGUCUGGAGACCUGCAGGGAUACGCUAACGUCAUCAAUCAGCUGGUCAACCAAUGGAGAAGCAGAGUCCAGGAGCUGAGGGCUAUGAGCGGCAACACCAGAGUCGCUAUGCUUGCAGAGCUGGACAACCCAGCACCACAGGCAGCGUCUGGAGGUUUUGGGUCGACACCAGUGACCGGCUUUGGGUCCUCAGCACCAUCUGGCUUCGGAACAGGUUUCGGAGUGCCGGCUCAGGUCCCAGUCCAGGACACCUCAGGUGCCAGUAAUUUCAGCUUUGCUGGACCAGGUGCAGCUUCUGCUGCUCUCGGCAGUGCUGCGUCAGCCGUCCCACCAGCUCCCACUGGGAUUGGCUCGAUGGCCACCACUGUUCCCUCGGCAGCCGGUUUCUCCUUUGCCACCUCUGCUGCCAACAAGGAGACAACUACAGCCGGUUUCGGAGCUCCUGCCUCUGCGUCCGGGUUUAGCUUCGCCUCGACGGUCGCUGGUGGAGGAGGGGCAUUUGGAGGGAGUGGUUUCGGGAGUGCAGCGCCAGUGGCUGCAAGUGGUUUUGGACAGGCGAGUGGAGGGUUUGGGGUUAUGGCCCCAGCAGACAGUCUCUUCACCCCCCACAGCCAGCUGAGUGAAGAGGAACUGAAGGAGUUUGGAGGGAAGAGGUUCACCCUGGGACAGAUACCACUCAAACCCCCCCCUGUUAAUAUGCUGGUGGUCUGAUCCCACCACUCAACCC